This is a messenger RNA of Oryzias latipes (Japanese medaka), 1634 nucleotides long. RefSeq names its product retinol dehydrogenase 14b (gene rdh14b). Lineage: Eukaryota; Metazoa; Chordata; Actinopteri; Beloniformes; Adrianichthyidae. The record is from RefSeq and is a predicted model, not a curated record.
UUAACUCAGCCACUUCCUGACAUAACAGUCCCGGUAUGGAUAAACAAGUCCCGUCCUCUACCGGCUCCAUGUCCACCGCGGUGCUCGUGGCUGCUGUGGUCGGCGGUGGGGUUCUCCUCCUAAUGCGCCGCUUGUUCCCCCGACAAAAGGCCGUCCAGCUGCUCAGGUAUCCCGCCGCCACCAUGCUGGGGAAGACAGUGAUCGUGACCGGAGCUAACAGCGGGAUCGGCAAGGCUCUGACCGCGGAGCUGCUGAAGCUCCAAGCCCGGGUCAUCAUGGCCUGUCGGGACCUGCGAGGCGCCGAAGAAGCAGCUCGGGACAUCCAGAGAGACGCUGGAGCACAGAAGGGAGAGGUGGUCAUCAAACACCUGGACCUCGCUUCCCUCACAUCAGUCAGGACAUUUUGUGAGGAAAUAAAUAAAGAGGAGCCCAAGAUCGAUGUGUUAGUCAAUAAUGCAGGCAUCUACCAGUGUCCCUACACAAAGACGGAGGAAGGCUUUGAGAUGCAGUUUGGAGUAAACCACUUGGGUCAUUUCCUCCUCACUCACCUGCUGCUGGACCUCCUGAAGGCCUCAGCUCCCAGCCGCAUCGUCGUGGUUUCUUCUAAACUUUACAAAUAUGGCCACAUUAAUUUUGAUGAUUUAAACAGUGAAAAUGGCUACAACAAAGCUUUUUGCUAUAGCCAGAGCAAACUGGCCAACCUGCUGUUCACACUAGAGCUUGCCCGUCAGUUAGAGGACACAGGGGUCACCGUCAACGCCCUCACCCCGGGUAUUGUGCGGACCAGACUUGGCAGACACGUUCAGAUCCCUCUCCUGGCUAAGCCACUCUUCUACCUGGCCUCGCUGGUCUUUUUUAAAAGCCCACUGGAGGGAGCUCAGACUCCACUCUAUCUGGUCUGCUCCCCAGACGUGGAGGGAGUGUCGGGGAAGUGCUUUGCCAACUGUGAGGAGGAGAAGCUGAUGUCCAAAGCUACAGAUGAGCAGGCGGCCAAGAGGCUGUGGGACAUGAGCAGAAGAAUGGUUGGAAUCGCUGAGUGAACAAAUACAAGCUCAGAAUUCUAGCAGUAGAUUGAGCUUUGUUGUAUUUCUUUGAAUGACAAUGUUCAAAAACAUUUUGUGCCAAUUUUAAAAUGAGGAUUUUGGUUGGUGAAGUCCGCAAAACAACUUCACGAAGAUCAAAUUCUUGUAAAAAGAUUUUUACACAGUGCACUUUUAAGCUGUUUUAUUCAUAUGUAAACUGCAAAAGUACGUGAAAAAAUCACUAUAAAAUAAGAAAUUGUGCUUAUACUUGUGCAGCAUUUUAGAUUUUCUGCAGUUUAUCACUCAAAAUGCUGCUGCUGCUGCUGCACUGUAGCUCCCCCUAGUGGCUGACUUUGAUCUCCUGUGUUUUCUUUAGCAAAUCAACGGCAGAGUUAAAAAAGAAAAAGAAAUUGCGCAUCAACUAGCCACAAUUAAUGAAUCAAAGUUGGUUUUAAGGAUUGAAUACUAAUAUUAUCCUAACUUUCAAUUACUUUUUGUAGAAAAAAAAAGAGUGGAGGUCCUGUAUUAUAGUAGAGCAAGAUCCAGAAUUUUCUGAACAUUUCUGAAACAAUGUGCUAUGUAUUUUAAUGCUGAAUAAAUUAAUGUAUAUAA